AUGUUCUCCAAGAAGCGCGUCUCGUGGGUUGGCACAUUCAACCCCCGCCGCUCCUCUACCACUUCUACGGCUUCCUCCUCCUCCCCAUCCCUAUCACCACGAAGCCCCACCUUCUCGAUAUUCUCGCGGUCGGGUACAAACAGCCGUAAAGGUUCGAUGGCCUCCAUGACUACGAUGGGCAACUUGGAGGAGAACGAGCACCUCAUGGCCGAGCAACCGAAGACGGCGGCCUAUGUACCGCAGCACGCAGCCAAGUCUUUCAUGUCGACGGCCACUUCGAAAGAAAUUCGCAAGAACGGAGAGAUUCUUUGA
This is a messenger RNA of Colletotrichum graminicola M1.001, 312 nucleotides long. RefSeq lists its product as uncharacterized. The transcript has a single exon. The record is from RefSeq and is a predicted model, not a curated record. NCBI's taxonomy places the organism in Eukaryota, Fungi, Ascomycota, Sordariomycetes, Glomerellales, Glomerellaceae. Bases 1 to 312 code for a protein of 103 amino acids.